This is a messenger RNA of Ciona intestinalis (vase tunicate), 1204 nucleotides long. Its product is annotated as putative hydrolase LipZ. Gene Ontology annotation, cellular component: membrane. Gene Ontology annotation, biological process: acylglycerol catabolic process. The record is from RefSeq and is a predicted model, not a curated record. Gene Ontology annotation, molecular function: monoacylglycerol lipase activity. Lineage: Eukaryota; Metazoa; Chordata; Ascidiacea; Phlebobranchia; Cionidae.
GUAAAUCUGUUGAACUAUAUUUGUAGAAGCAUACGACUAUGGGUUUUUUUAUGAACAGUUUAGCUGUAGUUGUAGCCUUUAUUUUGCUACCUUACUACUUGCCUGACUCACCAAUUACUCAAGAUGUAAACAAGCUACCAGAAGAGGCACAAACAUGGUACAAGCAAGGACAACUAACAUCUAUCAAUGGCUACAAAGUGUUCUCAAUCUACAAAAAGUGCAGCAACCCAAAAGUUGUGAACCCGCCCACUUUUGUGCUCAUACAUGGUUUCCCAUCAUCAAGUUAUGAUUAUCAUAAAGUUUUGGACGGACUCUUAUCAAAGGGCGACGUGUUUAUGCACGACCACAUAGGUUUCGGGUUUUCUGAUAAACCUGUUCAGAACUUCACAUAUUCCUUGACUGAGGCUGCAGAUAAUUGCUUAGCGACCUGGGAAAUGUUUGGCAUUAAAAAGGCCCACGUUGUUUCACACGAUAUGGGAGACUCUAUAUUGACUGAAAUCCUUGCUCGUAGACACAGAAAUAUGUUGCCGGACUAUUUCAGCAACUUUUUCGAGAGCAUCACUUUUACAAACGGUGGCAUGAAAUAUUCGAUGAUUAACUUUCGAAUCGGCCAGCGUAUGAUGAGCAGUUCGCUUGGCCCAUACUUCUCAAUGGUAAACUCUAAACUCGGCCUUUCUAGGGUAUUUUCCUCGCAGUUAAAAUCUGUCUGGGGCCCGAACAGCGAUCAUGACGAAAUGAUGAAAGAAAUAGCGUUGAUCACCGCCUUGAACGACUACAAAGGCGGAACUAAAAUAAUGCACAAACUAAUUUACUAUUUAUGGGACCGAGCACAUUUCGAAUUUCGGUGGUUUUCAGCGCUGUCGGAAAUAGAUGUUCCUGUUCGCUUCAUUUGGUCAGAUUCGGAUGCAGUAAGUCCAAUGUCCAUACCACGUUUCUUUCGAUCUUUUGUUCCCGGGGCGAAGUUCGAAGUUGUACAGGACGCAGGUCACUUUUAUAUGCUGGAAAAGCCCAAGGAAUGGCUGCUAAAAAUUACCAAUAUUUUGGACUGAAACAACUCUUUUAUCGACUAAAUUGAACAAAUUCUUUCCUAAUUUCGAAACAAAUUGGUACCCGACGGUACUAUACGCAAUUAGAUUAGAUAGAUUAUACAAAGCGCGCACAACUACAUUUUAUAAUUUAUUAAAUAAAACAAAGUUCAAACGAA